AUGGCUGCCACUACAGGGCACUGCAUUGCAAGGUUCAUAGACCCAGAACCAAUGAAAUACUCCAUCUCAGCCAUUUCUAUUAGACAAUCUGUCAAUGUUUUCAAAAAAAGAAACCUGCUCUGUUCAAUGUCCAUGAAUGGUUGCCAAGGUGAACCCAGACUACCGGUGGGCACCGUCGAAACGCGCACUUUACCGGCAGUUUUGAGCCCUGCAUUGGCCGUGGACCGCCUCAAGUCCGCCGUGUCAGAAUUACAAUCCGACCCACCUCCGUUCGACUCUGGAAUCAUUCGCCUCCAGGUGCCAGUCCAAGAGCAGAUUGAAGCACUUGAUUGGCUUCAUGCCCAAAACCAGCUUCUACCACGCUGUUUUUUCUCAGGCAGGAGCCAAAGUGUUGGUUCUGAUUUACUUGUUGAUGUAAAUCAAAGAAUCAAUGGAAAAGGCCAUACUUCAUCUGAGGGGCACAAACUUAUCAGUGUCGCUGGCAUUGGUUCUGCUGUCUUCUUUCGCCAUCUCCAUCCAUUCUCAUUUGAUGAUUGGCGAUCCAUAAAGAGGUUCCUCUCUGAGAAAUGCCCUUUAAUUCGUGCUUAUGGAGCCAUCCGCUUUGAUGCAAGGGCUAACGUAUCACGUGAAUGGGAGGCUUUUGGUUCAUUUUACUUCAUGGUUCCACAGGUUGAGUUUGAUGAGCUUGAAGGAAGUUCAAUGCUUGCCACAACCGUUGCGUGGGACAAUGCCAUCUCAUUGACAUACGAAAAGGCAGUUGCUGCACUUCAGGCUACAAUGCAACAGGUCUCCUCUAUUGUCUUGAAGUCACAAAAUGAAGUACCUAGUACAUUCAUCCUCAGCAAUAAUCACAUUCCUGGUAAAACAUCUUGGGCUCUUGCAGUUAAUAGAGCUUUGCAGAUGAUAAACAGUAGCAACUCAUCCCUCAAUAAGGUUGUGCUUGCACAAAGCAGCAAUGUUAUGACCACACCUGAUAUUGACCCUUUAACUUGGUUGUCUUGCUUACAGGUUGAAGGACAAAACUCUUACCAGUUCUGUCUUCAGCCUUCUGAUGCACCAGCAUUUAUUGGGAACACUCCAGAGCGACUAUUUCACCGAAACAAGCUUAGCAUUUGUAGCGAGGCUUUGGCUGCAACCCGAGCUAGAGGGGGAUCGAAGGCCCUAGAUCUUCAGAUAGAACUUGAUUUACUUUCCAGUCCUAAGGAUCACCUGGAAUUUACUAUUGUGCGAGAGUGGAUCAGAAGAAAACUAGAGGCUGUAUGUGCAAGCGUAGUGGUUGAACCAGAGAAAGCAAUUCGAAAACUCCCUAGGGUCCAACAUCUCUAUGCUCAACUGACUGGGAAGCUGGCAAGUGAAGAUGAUGAGUUUGAUGUUUUGUCAUCUCUUCAUCCAACUCCUGCAGUUUGUGGGUUUCCUACUGAAGAUGCGAGGCUUUUAAUUGCAGAAACUGAAAUGUUUGACCGAGGGAUGUAUGCUGGUCCUGUUGGAUGGUUUGGAGGAGAAGAGAGUGAGUUUGCUGUUGGAAUAAGAUCAGCUUUGGUGGAAAAGGGUAAUGGCGCAUUACUUUAUGCUGGUACUGGGAUAGUGCAAGGAAGCGAUCCAUCUGUAGAAUGGAAGGAAUUGGAAUUGAAGAAAUCUCAGUUCACCAAGUUGAUGAAAUGUGUGAUGCCUAUCUAG
Messenger RNA from Ilex paraguariensis (yerba mate), 1677 nucleotides. The record is from the annotation of a GenBank genome assembly. NCBI's taxonomy places the organism in Eukaryota, Viridiplantae, Streptophyta, Magnoliopsida, Aquifoliales, Aquifoliaceae.